Molecule: messenger RNA, 886 nt
Organism: Clarias gariepinus (North African catfish)
Lineage: Eukaryota; Metazoa; Chordata; Actinopteri; Siluriformes; Clariidae
Product: cytochrome b-c1 complex subunit Rieske, mitochondrial-like
Exons: 2
Coding region: 44-817 (257 amino acids)
Biological process (GO): mitochondrial electron transport, ubiquinol to cytochrome c
Cellular component (GO): membrane
Molecular function (GO): quinol-cytochrome-c reductase activity; 2 iron, 2 sulfur cluster binding
Source: RefSeq, a predicted model, not a curated record
GCCCUUACCAGUUGACCGAAAUUUUCAACUUGUAGAAGCGAAGAUGGUGUCCUUGGUCGGUCGUUCCGGGUGUUUGUACCCUUACUUGAACGCAACUAAUUUUAUUUUAUCCAGACCUUUGACGGCUUUAGCUCCUGCUGUUGGAGAUGCCUUGGUGAAUCAGAGAAAAUCGAGCAGAAGUCAGUCUACCUCUGGUCUUCUCCAUGGUGAUGUUGAGGUGCGUUUUGCCCACACCGAUAUCAGGAUCCCUGACUUUUCCGACUACCGCCGUACCGAGGUACAUGAUCCUACCAAGUCCUCACAAGAGAGCAGCGAGGCUCGCAGGGCUUUCUCAUACCUGGUCACGGGCUCCGCUGCUGUGGUCGGGGUUUAUGCCGCCAAGACAGCAGUGACUCAGUUUGUCUCGUCCAUGAGCGCCUCUGCAGACGUCCUGGCCUUGUCCAAAAUUGAGAUCAAGCUGAGCGACAUUCCAGAGGGGAAGAACAUGACAUUUAAGUGGAGAGGAAAGCCCCUGUUCGUUCGCCACAGAACCGAGAAGGAGAUCGCAGCCGAGGCAAACGUGGAUCUCUCGGAGCUUCGUGACCCACAGCACGACAAAGAUCGAGUCACCAAACCAUCCUGGGUCAUCGUCAUCGGGGUGUGCACCCAUCUCGGCUGCGUUCCUAUCGCGAACGCCGGGGAAUACGGCGGUUACUACUGCCCGUGUCACGGCUCGCAUUACGACGCCUCCGGGAGGAUCAGGAAGGGACCCGCACCCCUCAACUUAGAGGUGCCGUACUACGAGUUUCCCGAUGAAGACACUGUGAUUGUUGGAUAGAUGUGGGACAUUUCCUAAUUACCUCAUAUUAAUAAUGUGUCUAACCAAACAAAUAAAUAUUUUAAACCA